Molecule: messenger RNA, 2169 nt
Organism: Pyrenophora tritici-repentis Pt-1C-BFP
Lineage: Eukaryota; Fungi; Ascomycota; Dothideomycetes; Pleosporales; Pleosporaceae
Source: RefSeq, a predicted model, not a curated record
AUGGCCUACCCGACCUUUCCGCACUUUCCACGUCGCGCCUUCCAAUCCCACCUUGACCCGUACAUAAACAGCGAGGAUGCGAAUCGCCACUUACAGUAUCAGCGCAGCCAUCUGUUCGCCGCACAUGUCCAGCCAUACGCUCAGCGGCCAACUGCGUCACCAUUCGCAGGCCGCCACCCAACGCACAGCCACGUGAUCGGGGGCUACCCGCAAGUCGGCCGUCCGUCGCCGCAGGCCAUGAAUAUGGCUAUGGCUAUGGCUGCUAUGGGUAGCAGAGGCGAUAUGAGCACUGUUCCAGAUAUACGACUAGGCAUGGGCAUGCCGUCAAACAUGCCCUGUCACAACCCCUCUUCCUUUCUACCCUCUUCGCAAAUGGCCUACCGCCAACCUGCGCUGUUCGAUGUAGGAAGACGACAUCCAGUCCGGGCACCGUUUCCUACUCGUCGUCAGCAUCGCUGCCAGGCUUCGUCUUCAAGACAUCAGCGCAGCCAUUUCUUGCCCAGGCCCGACUAUGCCUCCAACCUGUUUAGUGACGACGACGACGACUAUGAUAGCGAUUGGGAUGAGGUAGCUCUAUACAUGCAGCCAAGGCGGAGCCGACGAAGAAUUAGAAAUGUCGAGACGCCCAGAUAUGGCGCCCCCAGCAGGUCGAGAUGCAUGUACGACGGGUACGAGGAUGAAGAUGAUGACGAGGAGAGUGAUUUUGAAGACAACGCUGACAAGGUCGGGCACUGCCUCGCAUGUCAGGCACCAACGCCUGCACCGCCCCCUGUGGCUCGUGUUGUUUGCUUCAGUUGGGCAGGUCAAGGCACAACGGGUGCCAUGUUUGCAACGGCAGUGCAUUCCAAACGCGCCUCUUUGAACGCCUGUCGAGGUGUUGGUAGCGUGCGCAGGCCAAACGAUCAAACGAUGCUGGACGGGGGCGAAACUCAUGUCGCUUACAAGCCCCCCGUGUCGCAAGCGCUGAUCUCCCGGACCAGUGUCUCACAUAGCAACGUCGCGGCGCGUCGCGAUUGUCGCCCUCACCAUCCCAACACGCCCUUGAACCACACCCGAACUGCUGCUGCAAGGAUAGACGGUCUCGCUGCACUGGCUCCCCCACUGCGACCUGAUUGUGCGCACACCGCCAAAGACCGUUCCUCCCCUCACGCCGCCGCCAUGUGGUUUCGCAAACGGGAAAACGAUAUUGAGAUGUCGGGCAUGAUGGACCCCUCGCAGCAAAAGCAAAAGAAGAAGAGGGAUAACGGCCCACCAGAAGAGACGGAAUAUGUAAAGUUUGACUGGAAGAGGUUCUUCCUCGCUCCCAAAUACAUACCAUGGCAUAUACUUUUCAUCAUUAUUGGUAUCUUGACCGUCAUCAUCACAAUAAAACACGACGAAGUUGUCGCCAAACUACGGCCGUGGUCAGAAAAGGUGAGAGACCUGCCUGCGGGUUUCUUAAUACCCGUCGCCAUCUUGAUCAUCAUUUCAUUUCCUCCCCUCUUCGGACACGAGAUCAUCGCUCUGCUAUGUGGUGUUGUCUACGGCCUUUGGAUCGGUUUUGCCAUUGUGGCCGCCGGCACCUUUAUCGGCGAGGUCGGCACAUGGUAUGCCUUCAAGUACGCCUUCCGAAACAAGGCACUCAAACUGGAGCGAACAAACCUAAACUACGGCGCCAUGGCCCGCCUUACCCGCGACGGCGGCUUCUUCAUCGUGCUCAUCAUCCGUCUUUCCGCCAUCCCCGCGCAUUUCUCCACGGCCGUCUUCUCCACGUGCGACGUCAAAUUCUGGCACUUCUUCGUCGCCACCUUCCUCUCCCUCCCGAAACAAAUCUUCCUCGUCUACCUGGGUGUACUCCUCCUACAGGAAAGCAACGACGACGUGAUCAAGACGGUCAUGUUCGGCGCCAUUUUCGUCAUCACCAUCGCCAUGGGCGCCUGGAUCUACAUGAAGAUGCGCACCGUGAAGAAGGUACUACUAGAAGAGCAGGAACUGCGACGCGUCAAAAAGGCCGAAGCCGUCGAACUCGUGCCCAAUGUCGAAAGCGCAUUCGAGAGGCGGUACGAUGCCGACUCAGCGGAAUGGACAGCCAUGCAACCUACACCCGUGACGCGGCCGACGACGGAGCGAAGAUACGACGAGGAAGGCGAUUGGGCAAUGGCGCCAACGCAACCGACGCGCAUUAUAUAA